Molecule: messenger RNA, 8286 nt
Organism: Cherax quadricarinatus
Lineage: Eukaryota; Metazoa; Arthropoda; Malacostraca; Decapoda; Parastacidae
Product: serine-rich adhesin for platelets
Source: RefSeq, a predicted model, not a curated record
ACCAUCGUGUCAGUCCUCACUUGGUCGUCCACGAGGGAGGUUUGCUCUCAUCGCCUUCCAUACGUGGCUGACCAAAUUAUAUUUUUAACGAGGAAAAUAACCGUUUGUGGUUUUGAGAGACCGGCUGAAGUGCGUCUGCCAACUGUACCACACUGACACUUAACAGUAGUACACUUCAAGUGUUGUGGUGAAGUUGUUGGAGAUGUGGAUGUUGGUGACGGUGAUGGGGCUGGCUGCUCCAACACUCCCUCUUCCUCUAGACACUCAAGCACUCCCCCAUCACCCUCCAGCACUCCCCCAUCACCCUCCAACACUCCCCCAUCACCCUCCAACACUCUCCUACGACCAGUCACAACGAAGGGGAUUUGUGGGGCUGAGUCUGUUACCACCACGUCCACAGGCGCAUGUAGAAGAGGUGGAAUGUAGGGCCAACAACCCCCUCAUUCACACAGGGACGUGCUACCUCUACACCACCUGCAUCACCAUGGGAGGAGCUCCCUCCGGUAGCUGUCCCUCAGGGGGCGUCUGCUGCAUUAUACCAACGGUGUGCGGGGGGUCAGUACAGCACAACAGGACAUGGUUCGUCAACAGAGAAUUCCCUGAGCGGUCAACAGAUUCUGGCGACUGUGUCAUCAGGGUCAAGAGGAUCAGCCCUGAGGUGAAACAGAUUCGCUUAGAUUUUGAGUCACUGGAGUUAGGAGCUCCUCGUCAAGGGCAGUGUGAGGAAGAUUCCUUCACCAUCACCACCACUUCGUCCUUAGUCUCCACCACCAAGAACUCCACUAGCACUUCUGCCAGGGACAAGAAUGCAAUGCUUCUCCCUCCUCUCUGUGGAAACAACUCUGGUCAACACAUGUAUUUGAAAGUGGAGGACAGUGAGAUAGAGGUACGUGUGGUCCUUGGCUCUCAGAAUCAGUUUCUCCAAGCCAUCCCUCAGCGUCAGUGGCGGGUCCUCAUUAUCCAAAUUGAUGCUAGAUAUGCAGCUCCCCCUGGGUGUCUUCAGUACUACAGGGAGAUAUCAUCUAAGGUGCGCUCUCUCAACUAUGGAGAAAAUUUCAGGGAUAAUCUCAACUAUGACAUCUGUUUCAGUCAAUUGGCCAGAUCCCAAAAAACUGAUGAAUCUUGCAGUCGUAAAUUCACCAAUGUUCAAGUAAACCAGUCUUUGUCUUACUAUCGCCAAAGUGACAUCAAUAAUAAAAGAAGUGAAGUAAAGACUGAUAACAGGGAUAGAAGAAAUGCAGAAAAUCAUAAGCAUGGUAGACAUAGAUCAUCUAGGCAGUUGGCUUCUGUAAAAGAGCAAGUUAGUGAUGCUUUUUAUAAUGUAAUUGGCAAAGUCACAAAAGCUGUUGAAGUUCAAACUGAAGCUGACCUGAGAAAUGCAGGCAGAAGUAGUCAGACACACAAUAGCAUUCCUCUCACAUUAUACCAGCAGUAUACUGCCACACAGUCCAGCAGAAGCAGCAAUGUUACACAAGAUGAUGCCACACACAUAAAGACUGAGUCAAGUGACCCGAGUCUAAUAACUGCCAACGAAGAGGAGAAAAAUAUGGCAACAAAAAGUGAACAUGAAGCACUUCCUAUUCUUUACUCUGUGGGUAACGAAGAAGUCAUUAGCCAGAUUAAUCGUGUUGUCCAACAACUACAACAAGAGCAGUUAGGACAUGGAGUCAGUAACAUUAAACAGGAUUCACCUGUCUUUAAUAAGACAGCACUAUUUAAUGUAUCUGAAAUUAAUUAUCCUGAAGACAGUGAAACAAAGGUUCAUGAUGGAAACAUGUAUGGUGGGGUUAAAGAUGAUGUAACUGUGAGGGUUCCUGACACGAAGGGAUCAAGUGUGAUAAAUUCAGAUAAGAUAAUGUCAGCCUUUCUUUCAGCAACAACAAAAGUUACAGAUUCAUUGACUGAUAACACAGAUGUUGAAGGUCUUAAGAUUGAAACAGUCAAUACUCCAGAUGGUAGCAGUAUGCUGCCUCAAGGAGGCUCACCAGUUAUACAACCUGGCAAGUUAUUAAACAAUUCAACUAAUAAAGUUCGGGUAGCAACUUCUGAAGUCAUGGCACCUUCUAGCCCAGUAAUAGCUAGUAAAGUAGCUAUAGCUUCUACUGGUGAAGAUACAGUAACCUCCAGUAAAGUAGCUAUAGCUUCUACUGGUGAAGGUGCAGUAUCUUUUUCUGGUGGAGUAGCAGUAUCUUCAGAUGGAGAUGCAGUAGCAGUAUCGUCUACUGGUGAGAGUUCAGUAAUUUCUUCUAGUAAACUAGUGGGCACUUCUAGUCAGGUACCCAUAGCUAACAUUGGUGAAGAUGUGAUAACUUCUAUUGAUGAAAGCGUAUUAGUACCUGCCGAAAAAACAGUAACUAUUGCCAGUGUAGAUCCAGGUACCUCUGAUAAAGGAACAUUGCAUUCUAGUGGAGAACUAGCAACAUUCAGUGAAGGUCUAACCUCUAAUAAGGAUUCAGGAACCCUUGACAAGAAUCAAACCACCACUGAGAACAAUCAAACCACCACUGACAAAGAUCAAACUACCACUGACAAGGAUCAGAUCACCAAUGACAGGUAUCAAACCACCACUGACAACCAAACCACUGACAUUUAUCAAACCACCACUGACAACCAAACCACUGACAUGUAUCAAACCACCACUGACAACCAAACCACUGACAUGCAUCAAACCACCACUGACAAGGAUCACACUACCACCAACAAUCAAACUACCACUGACAAGAAUAAAAAUACCCCUGAAAAGAAUCAAACCACCCCUGAAAAGAAUCAAAUCACUACUGGAAAGACUCAAACCAACACUGACAAGAAUCAAACCACUAUUGACGAGAAUCAAACCACCACUGGAAAGGAUCAGACUGCUGGCAUAGCUGAAACAAUCUCAAACAAGGAUCAGACAACCUCCGAAAAGGAUCAGACAACCUCCAACAAGUAUCAGGCAACCUCUGAUGAGGAUCAGACAACCUCCGACAAGGAUCAGACAAUCUCCAGCAAGGACCAAUCAUCCUCCGACAAGGAUCAGACAUCCUCUGACAAGGAUCAGACAUCCUCCGACAAGGAUCAGACAUCCUCCGACAAGGAUCAGGCAGCCUCCAACAAGGAUCAGGCAGCCUCCGACAAGGAUCAGGCAGCCUCUGACAAGGAUCAGGCAGCCGCCGACAAGGAUCAGGCAGCCUCUGACAAGGAUCAGGCAGCCGCCGACAAGGAUCAGGCAGCCGCCGACAAGGAUCAGGCAGCCUCUGACAAGGAUCAGGCAUUGUUCAACAUAGAUUCAAUGACCUAUAAUGAUCUCAUACCUUUUGAUAAUUAUCCAGCACUCUUUAAUGAGGGGUUUUCAACCAUUAAUUUAGGUUUAUCAACCUUCAGUAAUUUUUUGUCAACAUUCAAUAAUGGUCUGUCAACCUUCAGUGAGGGUCCAUCAACCUUCAGUGAGGGUCCAUCAACCUUCAGUGAGGGUCCAUCAACCUUCAGUGAGGGUCCUUCAACCUUCAGUGAGGGUCCAUCAACCUUCAGUGAGGGUCCUUCAACCUUCAAUGAGGGUCCUUCAACCUUCAGUGAGGAUCCUUCAGGCUUCAGUGAGGGUCCUUCAAGCUUCAUUGAGGGUCCAUCAACCUUCAGUGAGGGUCCAUCAACCUUCAGUGAGGGUCUUUCAACCUUCAGUGAGGGUCUUUCAACCUUCAGUGAGGGUCCAUCAACCUUCAGUGAGGGUCCAUCAACCUUCAGUGAGGGUCCUUCAACCUUCAGUGAGGGUCCUUCAACCUUCAGUGAGGGUCCAUCAACCUUCAAUGAGGGUCCAUCAACCUUCAGUGAGGGUCCAUCAACCUUCAGUGAGGGACCAUCAACCUUCAGUGAGGGACCAUCAACCCUUGGUGAGGGACUGUCAACCCUCAGUGAGGGACUGUCAACCGUCAGUGUGGGACCUUCAGCUCUUGGUGAGGAAACUUCAACCCUCAGUGUGGAUCAAUCAGCCUUCAGUGAGGGGUCAUCAACCCUCAGUGAGGGUACAUCAACCUUCAAUGAGGGUCCACCAACCCUCAGUGAGGGUCCAUCAACUUUCAAUGAGGGUUCAUCAGCCUUCAGUGAGGGUCCAUCAACCUUCAAUGAGGGUCCAUCAACCCUUAGUGAGGGUCCAUCAACCUUCAAUGAGGGUUCAUCAGCCUUCAGUGAGGGUCCAUCAGCCUUCAGUGAGGGUCCAUCAGCCUUCAGUGAGAAUCCAGUACCAUUUACUGAGGACCUAACUACCCUUAAUGAGGCUCCAUCCACUUUAAAUCACCAAGGAAUUUUAGGACUGAAGGAGGCCAUCAUUGUGAAUGACCAGAUGAAAAAUGAAGAUAAGCGUAAUGUAGACCAAAUGCUAGAAAAGUUGAAAAGCCAGUUUCUUGCAGAUUAUUUAGCUAAUAACACAAAAUCUCUAACUGAAAUGGGUGUAAAGUCUGCAUCAGAUAAUGACACUGUUGGAGUGAUAGGAACAUUUGGAAAUGUCAUGAUGCAUGGAGAAGCCACAGAUAAUGAUUCAGUGCCAGAGAUUAAGGUGGAGAUGGGCAGCAGUAAUGCAGCAUUCAAUGUCCCCUCUGGUACUGAUGUGGAAGUUAACAGCAUUAAGUUAAUACUUGAUUCAGCUGGAGCAAGUGACUCUGCUAUAACACAAAAUUCAGACAUAAGUGACCUAGAUGAGGCAGUUAACUCAGAACUAACAAAUAUUUUUGAUAUAACAAGCGACUUGGAUGAAAAAAAUUACUCUGCCCUUCUUGUGACAAACGACACACAAACAGAUUCUGCAAGUGGCAUGGCUACUGAAAAUGUCCUUCCCGAACUGAGCAUAGUAAACCCUGACAGCAUAUAUGUUCAUGAUAAUCCAAUGCUCGGUGACCACUCUGGAGAUGAUGAAAGUGUUGAAGAGGGCUCCAAGGUAUCAGCUAUUGGCAUAGCUGAUGAGGUUGGUCAAGUUUUAGAUGCUGUUCAUCCAUCAGGUGGCACACCAGAUACAGUGGGUUAUGUAAAACAUGAGAGCCUGGAAAAAAAUCCUGUGGUAUUGAAGGAUGGGGAGGUAAAUCCAGAAUCAAGCAUUGAAGUGACACAUCCUCUAAUUAAGAGUAGUUAUCACAAACUUCAGUCUAGCACCAAUAGUAAACUUGAUGCAAACCUGUCCAAUGAUGACAUCCAGUGGCUAAUCCUGAGAAAUGAAACAAACCAGAAUGAUGGAGCUGCCAGUUCAGCCCCUCCUCUCCCAGAUGAAGUUGCCAUAUCCUCUGGCAUUGGCUUUAGUUCUGAUAUGGCAACAAUAAAUUUAGAAUUGUACAAUAGUUCCUCAAAGCCCAAUGACCCUGGAAUACAUGGCAGUACAGUGGAUGAAACUGUAUAUGACAAAACAGGCACACCUAUGUAUGGCAUAGCAGCAAACACAACAUUAAAUAAUAGUUCUUCAGAUUCAUUAUUAGUAAUCAGUGCACAUGACUUGACAGUAGGCAUCAGCAAAUCAAACUUGACAGUAGAUAUCAAUAUACCAGAGUCAGUAAUAGAAAUCAAUGCACAAGAGUCAGUAAUAGAAAUCAGUGCACCAGAAUCAGCAUUAGAAUUUAGUGUACCAGAUUCAUCAGUGAAUAGCAGUGCACCAGCUUCAAUAAAAAUCAAAGAACCAGAUUUAGUAGAAAUCAUUGCAUCAGAUCCAACAGAAGAAAUCAGUGCACCAGAUUCAUUAGUAGAAAUUACUGCACCAUAUUCAUUGCUAGGAAUCACUGUACCAGAUUCAGAAGAAAUCACUGCACUAAACUCAACAUUAAACAGCAGUGCACCAGAUUCAAUAGCAAUAGGUGCACCAAAUUUAAUAGAAAUCAAUGCACCAGAUUCACUGAUAGAAAUCAGUGCUCCAGAGUCAAUGAUAGAUAUUAAUGCACCAGAAUCAGUAGAAGAAAUUAGUGCACUAACUUCACUGCUAAACAAUAGUGUGCUGGAAUCAAUAAUAGGAGUUAGUACACCAGAUUUAAUAGAAGAGAUCAGUGCAUCAGAAUCAGUAGAAGAAAUUACUUCAUUAAAUUCAACAUUAAAUAGUAGUGUGCCAGAUUCAACAGAAGAGAAUAUUGCACUAGACACUAUAAUAGAAAUCAAAGCACCAGAUUCAGUAAUAGAAAUCAGUGCACCAGAUUCAGUACUAGAAAUCAGUGUACCAGAUUCAUUAGUAGAAAUGGAUGCAUUGGAUGCACCCUUAAACAGCAGUGUGCCAGAUUCCAUACUAGAAACUAAUGUGCCAUUAAACAGUAGUGCACCAGAUUCAAUACUAGAAAUCAGUGUAUUAGAUACAGCAUUAAACACCAGUGCACCAAAUUCAGUGGUAGAAAUCUUUGCACCUGAUUCAGUUGUGGAAAUCUUUGCACCAGAUUCAAUGGUAGUAGUCACUAUACCAAAUUCAACAGUAAACAGCACUGCACCAGAGUCAGUAGAAGUCAAUGCACAAGAUUUGAUAAUAAGCAUUGGCACACAAAAGUUUACAGUUGAAAUCAGUGAACUAAAUUCAGUAGUAAUCACUGCACCCAAUUCAACAUUAAACAUCAGUUCAGAAGACUUAUCAGUAGAUGGCAUUACAGAAGACAUCAGGGCAGAAGACUUAUCAGUAGCUGGUGUUUCAGAAGACUUAUCAGUAGCUGGUGUUUCAGAAGACUUGUCAGUAGCUGGUGUUUCAGAAGACUUGUCAGUAGCUGGUGUUUCAGAAGACUUGUCAGUAGCUGGUGUUUCAGAAGACUUGUCAGUAGCUGGUGUUUCAGAAGACUUGUCAGUAGCUGGUGUUUCAGAAGACUUGUCAGUAGCUGGUGUUUCAGAAGACUUGUCAGUAGCUGGUGUUUCAGAAGACUUGUCAGUAGCUGGUGUUUCAGAAGACUUGUCAGUAGCUGGUGUUUCAGAAGACUUGUUAGUAGCUGGUGUUUCAGAAGACUUGUCAGUAGCUGGUGUUUCAGAAGACUUGUCAGUAGCUGGUGUUUCAGAAGACUUGUCAGUAGCUGGUGUUUCAGAAGACUUAUCAGUAGCUGGCAUUUCAGAAGACUUAUCAGUAGAUGGCAUUACAGAAGACAUCAGGGCAGAAGACUUAUCAGUAGCUGGUAUUUCAGAAGACUUGUCAGUAGCUGGUGUUUCAGAAGACUUGUCAGUAGCUGGUGUUUCAGAAGACUUAUCAGUAGCUGGCAUUUCAGAAGACUUAUCAGUAGUUGGCAUUGCAGAAGACUUAUCAAUAGCUGGCAUUGCAGAAGACUUAUCAGUAGCUGGAGUUGCUGAAGACUUACCUAUAGAUGGCAGUACAGCAAACUUCUUUGUAGAUGGCAGUGCAGCAGCCAUAGCUGUAAAUGGCAGUGUAGCAGGUACAACUGUAUAUGACAAUUCAGCAGAUACAACUACAGGUGGCAGUGCAGCAAACACAACUGUAGUCAGCAGUGCAGCACUUUUGGAAGAGAAUUCCCAUACAAAUGGCAACAGAUGUGGUGGUUCAUUCCUUCUGGUGAAUGAUGUUCCUAUCUGUGGCAGUCAGUUCAGACAGGAACCAAUCAUCAGUGAUGACUACGAGGAUGAACGUUUUGAAGAUGUGGAGAGGCUGUCAGUGCGAACAUUUAAGGGAGCAACACAAAGCCUUCAAUUUUCUUUGGAAUACAACACAAUCUGUCCUAUUGCAAAGGAGGAGCCAACCCCAAAACCAAAGGUCAAGAAAAAUGUUACUCUCUUGCAAUAUCUUCUUGGAUGGUAUCGUUGAAAUGUGUUCAACUUUGGCUGGCUCACUACCAGAAGACAGUGACUGAUGCUGCAUCAUUCAAAUUCAAGCUAAAAGAGUAGGAAUAUGACAUACUAAAUGCUUCUGAAUCUUCUUGAUGAAUUUACUGUUAAGUGGAGAUUAUUAUUAUCAUUAUAAUCAAGGGGGAGCACUAAACCCAUAGGAUUAUGCAGCGCCUGUGGGGGGAUGUGGAAUGUAUUUAGGCUUAAUUCAGGGAACUGGAGCACAGAUCCAAUUCCCUAGAUCAAGAGCCUCUCACCAGCAUCAAGGAACCUUCUUUGAGGGGUGUUAAGUGGAGAAACUUUAACCUAUUGUAGGAUUCAGUGAACACCCACUUAUGCCCUAUUUAUAUUAAUUUUUUCUUAAUAUACUGUAUACAUUUAAAUAAUAAGUUUUUCUCUUGUCUAAGAAAUACUACACAGUAUAGUUAUUGCAUAGUUCUGUUUGCCAUUACUCUAUUUCUGAAGUCUUUCCAAAAACUGUCAAAGGAGUUUUCAAAUCUAGAAAAGCAAAAUAAACCUGGUACAGUAUAUAUUACAAUA